CUCAAAGUGUGAUUCGAUUCUGAGAAGCUAUUCUAUGGUUGCAGCUCGGUUAAUGGAGAAUGACAAAUGUCACAUGUUUACUGCGGUCCCCACCCACCUCCUUCAAUGCAACGCUCCCUGACCUCCCCUUCUUUUUCUCAGCUCAGCUCUACACUCUGUCGCUGCUGAUAUAUGAAUAUCCCCAACACCUUUCCGACAUUUCCUCCGAUGGCCGGAAACUUAUCGUCAGAGUUACAUGAAGUCCGAGCCCCCGAGGACCAGAGAAGUUAAGCUUUUCUUGGUUUGCAGAGAACUUCAAUUGAUUAUGGUCACCGGGUAACAGAUGAGGUUGAAAGUAGUGCUUGUUGGACUCAUUAGCUUUGCUUGGAUACAACUAUCUCACUGGGGGCUUUCAAAUGCAUCUGACACAAAUAAGUGGACCUGCACAUGUUUCACGAACUUGGGUAUUGCUAAUGUGGCUAACUGUUCAUCAUCAUGCGAAUGCGGUCCGGAUGGGUUGAGGCAAAGCAGGUGGACUUGUAUAUGUGCUUCUGAUGGUUUACCCAUUGUGGCUGCCGAACAUAAUAAUAAUACUGGCUGCUUUACUUCUUGCAAUUGCAGUUUUGGGACUCUGGUCAAACAACGCUAUCCAAAGAAGUGGAUCUCCAGAAAAGCAAUAUUUAUUAUUCUCUUAACUUGUUCAGCUGUAGCAAGUUUUGCAUUUUUUGCAUUGAUGAUGUGCUACAUCUAUCAAAGGGACAAAUAUUCUAUUCAACGAUCUCUUUUAUCACCAGAUAAAGAAACUAGUUUCAGUAGUGGUACUAACUUAAUAAGCCAAUACACUUCGUCAGAAGUUGAAUCUAAAGUUUAUGCAGCCACACCCGUAAAUUUUGUUGCAGGGUGCAUUCCGAAGCCAUUGUCACUAUUUAAAAGCAAAAUGGGAGCAUUGAACGGAAUGAUCACAUACUUUUCAUACUUUGAUUUGGAAAUUGCAACUGAUAAGUUCUCCAAUUUGAAUUUGAUCGGAGUUGGAGGGAGUAGUCAGGUAUACCGUGGGCACCUGAAAGAUGGAAGAACCGUUGCAGUUAAGAGAAUUAAAACCCAAGGGGGCCCAGACACAGAAUCUUCUUUCUUGAGAGAGAUCGAACUGAUAUCAAGACUUCAUCAUUGCCAUGUGGUGCCAUUGAUCGGUUACUGCUUAUUAGAAAACCGCGGAAAGCAUCAUGCACAAAGGCUGCUUGUAUUUGAAUACAUGCCUAAUGGCAACCUCAGAGAUUUUCUGGAUGGGACUUCUGGAAGAUGUUUGGACUGGGGUACUCGUGUUGGAAUCGCUCUUGGAGCUGCUAGGGGCCUGGAAUAUCUCCAUGAAGCUGCUGCCCCAAAGAUUCUUCACUGUGAUGUGAAAUCCACAAAUGUUCUCCUCGAUGAGAAUUGGAGGGCCAAGAUUAGUGACUUUGGAAUGGCUAAGCAGCUGCACAAUGAUGGUAUGCCCAGUUGCUCUAGUUCCCCUACUAGAAUGCAAGGGACCUUUGGAUAUUUUGCACCGGAAUAUGCCAUAAUUGGGAGAGCUUCUACCAAAUCUGACGUAUUUAGUUUUGGGGUUGUGCUUCUUGAACUCAUUACUGGACGCCAGCCUAUACAAAAGUCACUGAACAAAGGGGAGGAAAGCCUCGUGAUAUGGGCAACUCCUCGUCUGCAAAAUAGUAAACUAGUGAUAUCAGAGUUGCCCGACCCGAAUAUAAAAGGGGAUUUUGAGGAAGAGGAAAUGCAGGUGAUGGCUUACUUGGCAAAGGAGUGUCUGCUCCGAGACCCCGAUUCUCGGCCAACCAUGAGCGAGGUUGUUCAUAUUCUCUCAACCAUAGCUCCACAGAAAUCUAAGAGAAACAACUUUCUCGGACACAGCUUUAAGAGCUCAUCGAGCCAUGAAAUUGAACAGCACGGAAGGAGAUUUCUCAACCCAACUGGAGAAGAGGAAAUUAAGCAAAUUACUUGUGAGAAUCAUGAUCACAAUGUUGAUAUUGAGAAGGAAGAAGCUCAUACUGCGGAUGAUGCAAAAUGGGAAGAGAGAGUAAUCAUUUUCUCUUCAAAGGAUGACAGAUGGUAUUCUGAAGAUGAUACCACGGUGGACUUGGCUGAGCCGCGGUUUGAAUCAUUCUAUGUGCCCACUGUUGUAUGAGGGUAUAUGCUUUGUAGUUUUUGUUGGAAAUUUUGAUCUCCAAUGUGAAUAUCGGUCACACAUCUUCUUAGACAUUUCAUAUGAAUACACUAAAAGAAUCUAAUAGACAUAAUUACUAGUGCGAGGUGGUUAUGGAUCCUGUUCAAACCGAUGUAUAUCGGCUUUUGGUUUCGUUCGGACCCAUUUUCACCCAUGUAUAUAUUUACAGUUCUCGUUUCAGUUCUCCUUUUAAUAUAGCCUCAACCUCAAAU
Molecule: messenger RNA, 2406 nt
Organism: Cuscuta europaea
Lineage: Eukaryota; Viridiplantae; Streptophyta; Magnoliopsida; Solanales; Convolvulaceae
Source: the annotation of a GenBank genome assembly